Molecule: messenger RNA, 10526 nt
Organism: Mytilus trossulus (common blue mussel)
Lineage: Eukaryota; Metazoa; Mollusca; Bivalvia; Mytilida; Mytilidae
Product: low-density lipoprotein receptor-related protein 6-like
Exons: 16
Coding region: 135-4916 (1593 amino acids)
Biological process (GO): canonical Wnt signaling pathway
Molecular function (GO): Wnt receptor activity; Wnt-protein binding
Source: RefSeq, a predicted model, not a curated record
UUUGUAAUGGCUGCCAAUGAUCUCAAAAAAUACAAAUGUGACCUAAAUAAGUUUACCGUUCCUAAAUUUAUGGACAUUAUUGAUGUCUGGGACCGGACUUUCUUGUUUUUACAGACAUUCAUCUGUCCGUAAGGAUGGGGAUGGUGUCAAAAUUAUAUUUAAUAAUCGGAUGUCUGUCCAUAGUCAAAGGAAGUCCCUUGCUGCUUUUUGCAAAUCGUAAAGAUGUUAGAAUGGUGGACGGGAACAAUUCUCGAGGUAAUUCCACCGUUGUCGCUGGAAACCUCGAGGAUGCAGCAGCAGUGGAUUUCCUUUAUGAGGACAGAUCGGUCUUCUUCACGGACGUCAGCCAGGAAAUGAUCAAAAGGACAUGGUUUAAUGGCUCGGAAAUUACGGUCAAUGUCAUUACAACAGGUCUCAUCUCUCCAGACGGUCUAGCUGUUGAUUGGUUGGGUCGAAAGAUAUACUGGACCGACUCAGAAACUAAAAGAAUUGAAGUUGCCAACUUGGAUGGAAGUUACCGAAAGGUGCUUUAUUGGAACGACCUUGACCAACCAAGAGCUAUUGCACUGGAUCCAUUAAAUGGGUACAUGUAUUGGACGGACUGGGGAGAGACACCAAAAAUAGAACGUGCUGGAAUGGACGGAACCCAUGCACAUCGAUCUGUCAUUAUAAAGGAAAAUAUUCAUUGGCCAAAUGGACUUACGUUAGAUUAUGAAGAUUCACAAAUUUAUUGGGCAGACGCUAAAAAUGCUUUCAUACAUAGUUGUAAAUUCGAUGGUUCUGAUCGCCGUGUGGUCGUUGAAGGGGAACUACCUCACCCGUUUGCCUUGACAUUGUACGAUCGAACGUUAUACUGGACCGAUUGGAAGGAUCGGUCCAUUAAUUCCUGUGAUAAAAUUACCGGUAGUAAUCGGCGAGUUAUACUUAGAGAUAUAUAUUCACCAAUGGACAUCCAUUCAUUUAGUGCCAGAAGACAACCAAAAGAUACAAAUGAGAAUGCCUGUGAUAAACAUAAUGGUGGAUGUUCACACUUAUGUCUUAUGUCACCAGCUCAUCCUUUCUACACAUGUGCCUGUCCCACAGGAAUCAAACUUAAAUUGGACAACAAAACAUGUAAUGAAGGAUAUGAGCAAUUAUUACUGCUAGCCAGAAGAACAGAUUUAAGGAGGAUAUCACUAGACACACCUGACUACACAGAUGUGGUAUUAGAACUCACCAAUGUACAGCAUGCAAUAGCUAUUGAUUUCGACCCCGUGGAUAACCAAGUAUAUUGGACUGAUGAUGAGGUUCAUGCUAUUUGGAGGGCCAAUAUUGAUGGAACAGGUCAGGAGAAGGUUAUUGACAACCACUUGAUGCAUCCUGACGGUAUUGCAGUGGAUUGGAUUGGUCGGAAUUUGUACUGGACAGACACAGGCACAGACAGAAUAGAAGUCUCUAGGUUGAAUGGAACCUCUCGUAGAGUUCUGUUAGCUGAAGAUUUAGAAGAACCAAGGGCAAUAACUCUUGAUCCAAUCUCAGGGUACAUGUACUGGACAGAUUGGGGAAAGAAACCAAAAAUAGAACGAGCUAACAUGGAUGGUUCUGGUCGGUUGGCUCUGGUAAACUCAUCAUUAGGUUGGCCUAAUGGGAUCGCAGUAGAUCAUGCUGAGAUGAAGAUAUACUGGGGGGAUGCUAGUCUUGAUAAAAUAGAAGUGGCAAAUUAUGAUGGGACAGGGAGACGUGUACUAGUCAAUCAAAAUCUACCUCAUUUGUUUGGAUUUAGUUUGUUAGGUGAUUACAUUUAUUGGACUGAUUGGCAGAGACGGUCAAUAGAACGUGUUAAUAAACGGUCAGGCAUUGAUAGGAAGACCAUUGUUGACCAACUGCCUGAUCUAAUGGGGCUUAAGGCAGUCAACCUAGUCAAAAUUGAAGGCACCAACCCAUGUGCUCACAACAAUGGAGAAUGCAGCCAUCUUUGUCUAAUGACCCCUAAUAAAUCAGUAUGUGCUUGUCCAAUGGGGCUAGAGCUCAGUGGUAACAGUAAGACAUGUAUAAUACCCGAGGCCUUCCUAAUAUUCAGUGGUCAGCAGAACAUCAAGAGACUGUCGCUGGAAUCCAAUCACAGAAUCCGACCGAUUCCGAUCCGAGGGAUCAAAGAAGCUCCUAUUGCCAUUGAUUACGAUAUUAAUGACAAUAGGAUCUAUUGGACAGACGCAACAGAGAGGACAAUAAGCCGAGCUUUUAUGAAUGGUAGUGCUGUAGAAAAGGUGAUUCAAUAUGGUUUGGAGUAUCCAGAGGGCAUGGUGGUAGAUUGGGUGGCUAAAAAUAUCUAUUGGGUAGAUACUGGGUCUAAGAGGAUCGAAGUGGCCAGGACUGAUGGUACAUCGCGAAGAGUUAUUGUUUGGAAAGAUCUACAUCAGCCAAGAGCUUUAGCUAUUGAUCCAGCUAAUGGGCACAUUUACUGGACUGACUGGUCAGAACCAGCAAGGCUUGAGAGAGCAGCAUUAGAUGGGACAGGGAGACAGGUGGUUGUUGAGGAUAUUGGCAAAGUUCAUGCUGUGACUAUAGAUUUCACAGAGAAAAAGAUCUUCUGGGCAAGCAUCGACAAAGCCAUGAUUGAAUCUGCCAAUAUUAAUGGAACAAACAGAACUCAGAUCAUUACUAAGCAGGUACCCAAACCUAUGGGUUUAACAUUGUACAAUGACUUCAUAUUCUGGGCUGACUGGGAGCAGCAGACGGUCGAGAAAGCUAACAAGACCAAUGGAAACAACCGUACCACACUCAGAGAUCACAUGGGUGUUGUCAUGGAUAUAUUGGUCUAUCAUUCUUCAAGACAAGCAGGAACCAACAGUUGCCAUGACAAAAAUGGAGGAUGUUCCCACUUGUGUUUGGCACAUCCUAUAGAAGAUGGUAAAAAUCUGAGUCAUCACUGUGCUUGUCCAACUCACUACAAAUUGAAUGCUGAUAAUAAAACUUGCUCAGCUCCAAAGACUUUCCUUCUGUUUAGCCAGAAAAAUGUGAUUAGUCGAUUAGUGAUUGAUAACGAUGAUGUUGACCCACAGACCCCAGAAGUAGUGUUACCUAUUCCUCAUUUAAAAAAUGUGAAAGGACUAGCCUACGAUCCAGUCGAUCAUUAUAUAUACUGGAUAGAAGGGAAACAAAACAAUAUAAAACGGUCAACAGAUAACGGUACCAAUGUGCAAGUGAUAGUUCGUAAUGAUAAUGAGGCUUACAAACCGUACGACAUGGCCAUCGAUCCAUACUCUAGAGUCAUUUACUGGACGGAUGCCAAGAGAAAUGUUAUAAAUAUCACAAGGCUAGAUGGUACAUCUCUGGGUGUGGUAAUUGAAGGAGAGAAGGAGAAACCAAGAUCUAUUGUACUUAAUCCACUCAAAGGACACAUGUAUUGGGUGAACAUGGUACAGCCUCCAACAAUUGAUAGAGCAGCCAUGGAUGGUACAGAAAGAAUGACAUUGUUCUCCAAAGCUUUAGGAAAACCGGGUCCACUAGCAGUGGAUGUUCAGAACUCAAGAUUAUAUUGGGCAGAUGGAAAUCUUAAUCGAAUCGAAUGCUCUGACCUUUCCGGUGGCAAUAGAAUAGUUUUAGUUGAUGGUCAGAUUGCUAGUCCGAAAGGAAUGGCCGUUCUAGGCAAAUAUUUGUACUGGAUUGACAGGGAUCAUAUGCUAAUGUCCAGGGCGGACAAAUUAAACGGAAAGGACCGUACUUACAUACAGGGUCGCUUAAAAGGCCUUAGUGACCUUCAUGUCGCAUUGAACGUGUUGCCAAAACAUAUGGAACAUCCGUGUGCACAUAACAAUGGAGGUUGUUCACAUAUCUGUGUUGCUAAAGGAGACGGCAGUUCGCGUUGUGCUUGUCCCACUAAUUUAGACCUUAAAGACGACUUGAAAAUGUGUGCCGAUCCUCCUACAUGUUCUCCUGAUCAGUUUGCUUGUGUGAGUGGAGAUAUACAUUGUAUUCCACGCUCUUGGCGCUGUGAUAAAUCUGAGGAAUGUUCAGAUGCAUCUGACGAAUCAAAUUGUCCCAUUUGUCAUGCUGAUCAGUUUCGUUGUAAUGAUAAUCAUUGUAUUGAUCAGAGUUCAGUGUGUGACGGGACGCCACAGUGUCAUGAUCAUAGUGACGAGGAGCAUUGUUGUUUGGAGGGGGAUACAAUGUGCCCUCAUACGACCCCUCCCCAUUCAUGUAAAGGGCCGAACUGCCCAGGAACUAAAGCAUCAUCCAAUCCAUCCACAGCUCAUUAUACUAUUAUCAUAGUCAUCGGCCUUAUUGUUCUUGUGUUAAUUCUAGGAAUCAUUUUCGCUUGCAAGAGGAAGUCGCAGCCACCGGGAGUGAUAAUUUAUGAAACUGAUAUGAGUGUUGUUAAACCAUUAACAGCUCAGACGACUUUAAAUUCAUUAUCAUCGCAUGGGAAAUCUCAUGAAACAGGAUUGUCGCUUGGCUCUGUCGGGACUACUGGCAUUUACGACAGAAAUCAUGUGACCGGUGCUUCCUCUAGUAGUUCUACAGUGACACAAUAUCCGCAUGAGACAUUGAAUCCCCCUCCUAGUCCGGUUACAACAGAUAGGUCUGUGUGUAAUGGGGAAUUCUAUGGAUAUUCAUCUAACAGCCCAUCAACUGUCAGGUCGUAUCGACCUUAUAAGCUCCGCCCAGUGCCACCCCCACACACAACGCCGUGUAGUACAGACGUUUGUGAGGAAAGUGAACCGUAUCCGUAUAAUGUGCGGACUAAGAAACAUAAAUCGAAACGUUCUAUAAUGGAAUUGUUUUCAGACUAUGACCCUUAUCCUCCGUGUCCUACCCCACGGAGCCAUUACUUCUCAGACGAUAUGAUUAGUUGUCCCCCAUCACCAUCGACAGAAAGAAGUUUUUCAAAUCCAUAUCCCCCGCCCCCAUCGCCAGUGGCUAAUUCUGAUUGCUAGAGUUUGUUAGUAUGUGUGUUGAGUGUUUGGUAUGGGUGGGUGUUAUAAGACUGAGUGUGUGUGUGUGUGUGCUUGUAUGAUACGGAUGAAAGUGUUAAAACAAUGUCAGCAUUAUCUAGAUAUAUUGUUAGAACUUGUACUUGGCUUUAUUUUUAUGUUGUUUGAUAUAGAUAUAUAUUACAUUUACAAAUUGUAUUCUAACAAUUAAUGAAGAAUUUAAUUACAAUAUUAGAAAACAUUAUUGAAAAAUUCUGAUGUUGAAUUUUGACAGUGAACCAAAAAAAUAUUUAGGAUAUACAUGUAUAAAUAUGACAUUUUAGUUAAACAUGAGAAGGAAAUUGGUUUUAUGAAGUUCACCUGCAUAACUGACAAAGUGCUCAAAUUUAAGUUGUUAGGUGAGGUAUAGGGGCAGGUUCUCUUUAUAAAAAACUCUCUCUUCCUGUUUUUACAUUGUGCUAGGUUUAUAAGAUAUAAUACUAUUAUUGUUAGGCCAGUUUGAAAAAGAUUUCUAGAUUCUCUAUCCAACACUCUUUGAAAUUGGCCCUGUUUUGAUAAUAUCUUUUAUUUUUUCAUCAAAGUGGCUGAAGUUUGUUGCUUUAAAAAAAAAUAGAUGUAUUCAGAUUUACACUUUUGAAUCGGUUUACUUUUAUCUUUUUGGAUAAUUUAGAAUUUUCUAAUUUUUUCUUGGUGUUAUCUAAGGGAGAUAACCAGAGAAAAUUUUGGAUUACAAAAAUUCUUGUCUUUUAAUGUAGUCAGAAAUUCUCUUGUGUGUUUUGAUUAUUGUUAAGUAAUAAUAAUAUAUUUGUGUCAAUUGUAAAAAAGUUAAAUUUGGAUUGUUAACUAUUUUAUCUACACAUCUGACUUCAUGCUGCAAAAAAAAAAAGGAAACAAUAUUUUGCAUAUCCAAAUUUAGAACUAGUUGAACGAGAAUCUAGGAAAUAUUUUUUUAUGGUCUCAAUGCUACAUAUUGUAACAUCAUAAUAUUCAUUGCAACACUUGUAUCAGUUCACUUAAUAUUAGAAAACUGUGCUACCGCUUUACAUGUAUGUUAAUUUUGGUGCUCAACAUUUUUAGAUAUGGGCAUUUUAUAAACAAAAAAAUAAAGCCAUGUAUUAGAUGUUAUUGUAUAAAAAUGAUAUUUAUACAGUGUACAAUAUGUAUAUAAAGGUCAAAUGGUCAACAGUCACCAAUCACUAAUACAAGAUUUUUGCAUUCACAAAGUUCCAAACAUGCCAAAUGUAAUUAUUGCAUUCACAAAGUUUCAACAGUAAUCAAGGCAUUUUGAAUCUUAACAUUAAGCUUUCACAAAAUUUCAAAGGUGAACAAAGCAUUCACAAAGUUUCAAAUGUAAAACAAAGCAUUCACAAAGUUUUAAAUGUGAACAUAGCAUUCACAAAGUUUAAGAUGUGAAUAUGGCAUUCUCAAAGUUUUAGAUGUGAAAAUAGCAUCCACAAAGUUUUAGAUGUGAACAUAGCAUUCACAAAGUUUCAACUGUUAACAUAGCAUUCUCAAAGUUUAAAAUGUGAACAUAGCAUUCACAAAGUUUAAAAUGUUAACAUAGCAUUCUCAAAGUUUUAGAUGUGAACAUAGCAUUCACAAAGUUUUAAAUGUUAACAAGGCAUUCACAAAAUUUCAAAAGUGAAUAUAUAGCAUUCACAAGAUUUCAAAUUUUACGUUAAGCAUUCAAAACAUUUCAAAUUUGAACAUAGCAUUCACAGUCUGAAAUGUAAACAUUGUAUUUAUCAUAUUUAUAAAAUAAGAAAAUAAUAUUUCAAUUAUUUCACAUGUGAAAAGACAGUCCAUUACUAACUAUGAAAACUCCAAAUUGACAAAGUGAUCAUUUUUGUUUUUCAAGGUUAAUAGUUGGUAUGUUUUAUUAAAAUUAAUGCUCUAACAGGCAACUUUACAGAAAAAAUAAUCUGAAUUGCAUUCUAUAUAUUUGUAUAGGGCUGAUUUAUAUGGGUCAUUGAUUAUAGGGCAAAUAAACUGUUUUGAACUGUAGGUCCUGUUGAAUUAGAUACACUAGGCUUCAAUCUUAAAAUUGUAUCAUUAAUUGGUGACUUUUGAUCUGUGUACAUUUUGUAGAUAGAGCUAUGUGUAACCAGGGCACAACUGCCAAAAAUAUCUUGUUGUUUUGAGUUGAUUCAUUAAGUUCAUGACCUUGUUAACCAUUUUUUUUAUGUGGAAAUGGCAGAAAUUUUAUCUCCUUCAUGUAAUCGUGGUAAUGUUGUGAUAGGAGAAAUAAAAAAAAAUGGUACUAAAGACUUAUGCUAUUGCUAAAUAUAUAUAUGUGUUUUAAGCUGGAUGAUUUCCUAAAAGGGAUUGUUAAUGUUAUUCUAUGAAAUCCUAUUUUUAAAUCUCAAAUUUAUAAAAUUACCGGUCAUUCAGUAUAAAAAUCAUUGUUUUGAAUAAUUGAUUGUUUUGUUAAUUUCAAAUCAUUGGUCUUGUGUCGGAAAUACUUAUUUGAAAAAGAUAACAAUCCCUUUUAAAUUUUCGAUGGUAGGAGUUUUCUUGUAUCUCUUUUUCUAUUCUCGAUCUCGCUCCACUCUUUCUUCGUUUUGUUUUUGUUGUUUUGUGUUUGUUUACACAAAGGGAAGAUUUCCCUUACGAUUAUAGAACUUUUUAAAAAGUUUCCAAAUUUUUACUAGAAAUACUUUUUUGUUAUUGAGUUUUGAAAUUUUUUAUUGCAUGCUGUUUGUAAUCUUAAAAAGAUUUAAAAUGUUUUGAAGAUUACACAUUUUAUGGAGCAAAGAUGCCAUUUUUCUUUUUUAAUGAAAAAAAAAUAGUAGUUUACAACAAAUAUUUAUAUAUUUACAAUUCUUAGAAUUUGUUUUUGUGUGAUACUUAUUUUAUAUUGUGAUCGAAAUACAAAUUAGUGCUGAAAAAUAACAAUGGAAGGUUGUCAUGCUUCAUUUUUUUUAUAUGAGAAAUAUUUUGUUGUUUUAUAAAAUUUUUAGGUACAAUAUUGUUACUGACUAUUAUUUUAAAGGUUGUUUUUGAAAUUACCAGAAUUGAGCUGCCAACAUCUUAGGAAAUGUAAAGACUUUCUGGGCCUUGGAUUAUAAAAAUUUACUCAAUUCUCGAAAAAUUUGUGCUGUAAAAUCCAGUAUUCUGAUUGGUUAAUUUCUAAGUCUAAGAAUCGGUCUUGAAAGUUUAAAGACCACAAGGCCUUAUUAUGACUUCAUAGAAGACUUAUUUCUUUGUUAAAACAUUAAAACAUCAAAUAAUUAAAUUUUCCAUGUCAGAGCAUGGUUUCUUUUUUUAAGAAUAACAAGUAAUUUUGAUAAUGACUUUGCAAAUGUCAUCCUUAAAGUUCAUGUAAUAUUUUCCACUGGACAUUAAGAGAACUACAAUCCAUCUUUACAUGAUAAAAUAGAUAAAAUAACAAUGCCAUAAUUUAUUGUUUACUGUAUGCAUUGUUAAAGAGUUGUGAUUAUUUUCUUCUAAGAUUUUUUGUGAAAUAAGUUACUACAUGUACAAAGAUGUGGCUGUUGAAUUCUGGGAAAUGCUGUGCAUUUAAAACCAAGUUUUAGAAACUUCUCUGUUUUGUUUUUUUUUAAUUGUGAAGGUUGACUAUAAAUGAACAAUAUAUUGUGUGUGUUUAAUUAAUUUCAUAAAUAAAAUAAAAUACAUGUAUGAAGAUGUCUAUACAUGUACCUCUACUUAAUUAUAUAAGGUGAACAAAGUUUUAAAGUAACUCAGGAAUUUUGUUUAUGUAGCCCUGGAAAAUUCUGUAUCUGGAAAUUGUUACAACAUUGGUAUUUUAUUCUUAUAUUCAAGGACAUCUAAAGGUGUUUUAAAAAGGGGAUAGGGGUGAUAGAUUUAGAGUACAGAAUAAAUUGUUCAGUUCAAAUUUUGUUAUUUAAGGACAUUUUUGUUUUGUUUCCUAAAAUCAUGAAAAUGCUUGAUGAGAAAUUAAUGUUAGAACUUCAUUCAGUUUUAUUGACAUAUAUAAUAUGACAAAAUUUUAUGUUAUCUGUUGUAUUCAAUUUUAUAACCUCCCUUUGAAAAGGUAUGCUGGGUUAAUAGUUUAUAUAAAAAGGUACUAAUAUUUUCUAGGGCUUCAUAAGGUCAUUAUUCAAAUUGAUUUGAAUAUUCAUAUCCACCUUAUACUAGUAGAUAUUAUAAUUUAUAUGAAUAUUCAUGCUCAAUUAUCAUGUGUUAUAUGAAUAUUCAUGUUCAAUAAUUAUCAUUUGUUAUAUGAAUAUUCAUGUUCAAUAAUUAUCAUUUGUUAUAUGAAUAUUCAUAUUCAAUAAUUUUCAUUUGUUAUAUGAAUAUUCAUGUUCAGAAAUUAUUAUUUGUUAUAUGAAUAUUUAUGUUCAGUCUCAUCAUUUAGUUUUAUGUACAGAUUUUUAAGACGAGAAUUUGUUCUGUGUCAUUGCUUUAUUCAUAUUGUAUGUUCUCUAGGUAUGUGUUUAUAUACUAUUUAAGGGGAUACCCCAGAUCUGAUUUUGUGCUAUUUUUAAUUAAACGGGUAAAUGUAAAUUUUUUAAUUUAAUUAUCAUCAGAUCUGAUGCAGUAGGAGGCUGGUUGUCAUGUUGUGAAUUUCAGACUCUAAUUAGGGUUGAUAAUCAGGAAAAUCAUGAUAGUAUGAAUGAAACUGGAGAUUGUGGUGAAAAUUUUAAGAAUUUAAUUAAAAUUUAGGUUAAAUUAAAUUUAAGUCAAAAUUUUAGAUUUAACAAAACACUAGGUCAAAUUAAAUUCAAUCCUAAGAUUUAAGUCAAUAUUUUGAAUUUUAACAAAGAUUUAGGUAAAAAUAUGGUAUGAAGUAUGCUUUAGUUUUUAACUAGAUCAAAUUCAAGCUAACAUGUGGAUAAAAAUUGUGAAAUGGUGAGUAAAAGUCAGAUGUGAAGUCCACAGCUUAUUUGUCUUUUUGGAAAGACAAAAUCAUUGAAGUUUUUAAAUCUUUGUUAUUUAACCAGUAUAUUUUGUAAAAAUGAACUUUCUAAAGUAUAAAAAAAUAAUUGUUUAACAAUAGACAAACCAGCCUUGUACUGUAUAUAUCCCUACACUGGCCAGUAGAACUUCUACACACAUGGUAUAUUCAUUUAAAAGUUAUUUUAGUUAAAUUGGAAAAAAAGUUUAAAAAAAUUGUUAGAUGCAUAAUAUCCAGAGUUGAUACUCCAAAAAUAUAAUAUUUUGUUAGAAACGAAAAACGAAACAAGUGGAUUUUUUUAUUUCCGACUAACCAACUCUAUAUUAUAGAUGAUAGAGGAAGGAAACAUGCAUAUUUUUUUAUUGUUUUUUUUUUAACUCAAGUUUAGAAGGUAUUUAAAAAAUUGACAUUUUAAUAUUUUUAAACAUUUAAUUGUAAUCAUUCACAUUUCAAUGGAAGAUUUGUGUAAACCAUUAUGAAUACCCAAUUGCAGUCCAAUGUUGACAUUUGAAAAAAAAUUAAUUGAUACAUGUACAAAUUUUCCAAUUUUGUGGUAUUAUGUAGGUACAUGUUUAUUUGAAUUUUUUCUAUGGUUAACCAUGUGUGUAGGGGUACCCAGUGUUUGUUAGCAUGUAAUGCUUGUUAAUGUGCCUUAUAAACUAUGUGCUGUACUAUACUGCUUAUCAUAUGGGCUAUAUAGAGCCAAAACAACAAAUAAAUAGAACAAUAUUAUA